AUGGUCAGCAAAUCCGGCACCGUUCACCCCGGGUCGAUCGCCUCCCGCGUCCGCAAAGCAGCCAAGGACAUGGAGAAUCUCCUGGCCGGAAGCCUCUGCAACGAGCCCAAGGACGCAAAAGAGCACAUCGAAUACGACUGUGUAAUGGUAAACCCGCUGAUCCAUCCGGACGGCAAGUCGGAACCUAUGCAUAUGAAGUCGGAGCCGACGCUUACCGAGGCCAUUGACAAGCUGGCCGAGAAGGGCCAGCUGAUCAGCUGGAAGAUCCACAAGGAGGACCCCGAGCCCGCCAUCGCUGAGGUCGAUAUGAUGGGCGUCCAGAUCAUUUACCGCGUCACGGUCAUCAAGUCGGAUAGCGGCAGCACCGACCUGGACCCGGAUGAGAUGGAUAAGGUGGAGGCGUGGUGCACGAGUACGUGGAGACAACUCGCUGGAGGGGAUUGGAAGCUGGUUGCGCAGUUAUUCGUACCUAUAUAA
Diaporthe amygdali is the source of this 477-nucleotide messenger RNA. RefSeq lists its product as uncharacterized. Lineage: Eukaryota; Fungi; Ascomycota; Sordariomycetes; Diaporthales; Diaporthaceae. The record is from RefSeq and is a predicted model, not a curated record. The transcript has a single exon. The coding region runs from base 1 to 477 and encodes 158 amino acids.